Molecule: messenger RNA, 1094 nt
Organism: Perognathus longimembris pacificus (Pacific pocket mouse)
Lineage: Eukaryota; Metazoa; Chordata; Mammalia; Rodentia; Heteromyidae
Gene: Ldlrad1
Product: low density lipoprotein receptor class A domain containing 1
Exons: 6
Coding region: 208-837 (209 amino acids)
Cellular component (GO): plasma membrane
Molecular function (GO): protein binding
Source: RefSeq, a predicted model, not a curated record
GGCCUGGCCUGAGCAGGAUGCCCCUGCCCUCUUCAUGCCAAGAAGGUAUCCCAGAAGGAGAGACUGCCUGCAGGAGGGGGGAGAGGUGUGGCCUGGGGGGAAGCCUCCCUCUGUCCCUCCCUCCCCCCAGGUUGUCCCUGGUGACAGGCAGGAAACCUGCCUUAAAUUCUGGGCACUCCAUUGGUUCCUGGAGUGGGAGCUAGAGCCAUGAACAAGAUCUUCCCUCAGGGAGACGUGGAGGACAGUCCUGUUGCUGCUGCUGCUGGAAGGAAAGCCGGCCCUGAAGGGAAAGGCUGCAGCCUCCUCUGCUGCUCUCGCCGCGGGGCCUGCCUCUCGGCCUUCCUGCUGCUCCUACUGGCAACACUUGGAGCCCUUCUCACCUUGGUCGCCAUCCUUGGACUCCCAUCUCACACACCAGGGGCUCAGGCCUGUGUGACACCAGCCAACAGGACAGGCUUCUUGUGCCAUGACAGGAGGAGCUGCAUCCCUGCCCACAGGGUGUGUGAUAGCAUCCGCACCUGCCCGCAUGGCGAGGAUGAGGAUGAGAGCUUGUGCCGAAAUGUGCCCCAGAGCCUCCCCAGCUUCCUCGUGGCCUCCUGCGGAGACCCAGCCUCCUGGAUCUACUCAGACCAGAAGUGUGACGGAACCAACAACUGUGGGGACUGUUCAGAUGAGCUGAGCCCAGUGACCUCAUGCCCACUCUGUGGCCCUGGGUGGUGGCGUUGCUCUUCAACACUCUUCAAAUACUGCAGCUGCAUCCCAAAGAUCCUGUGCCGGGACCAGGUGCAACACUGCUCAGACUGGUCCGAUGAGUUCUCCUGUCCUGGACCUGAGUAGGGUGCCCAGGCAGGUGGGACAAGCUGGUUGGAAUGGUACUGAUAACCCUUCUCAUAAACAUCAAGUCCUAGACCACGAGGGCAAGAAAGAACCUUUCACAUCACCUCCCAUCCCCUGAUCUUCUGAUUAGGAGUUUCUGCCCCUACUUCCAAGUUGUUCAGCCUCUGUUUGAAUGCCUCCAGUGCCAGGGAGCUCACUACCAUGCUGAGCAGCUUCUAACAAGGAUGUGGAGAAGCUACUCCGUGAUUAUGAAUCUA